AACUUUCUUUAAUUUGCUACAGUCACACUAUCCCAAGGGUCUUGCAACCGGUUGUUUAUUUAAUAUUUCUUAAGUUUAUUAAUUAAAAUAAUCCUGGACAAUGGCGAGUAGAGGUUUGCUGUUGAUGGGUCAGUGUAUGCCCUGCAUUAAGCAGAAUGCAUCCAAGAUACGGAUUCGCCGCAUGCAGCUGGACAAGAACCUGAAUAUGUACUUUAAGAAGGACGAGUUCUACUUUGCCCACGACCCACAGAAGGUAUGCAAAACCGGUGAUGUGGUCCUAAUCCGCGAGCUUCCGGAGCGUCUCACCCGCCUCAUUACGCAUGCUGUGGAAAAAGUAGUCUAUCCGCUGGGUGACAUAACCGAUCCGCUCACCGGCAAAAAGGUGGUGGUGGGCAAAUACCGUGAGGACAUCGAGAUGGCCAACCAGCUGUUUGGCAAGUCUGAGAAGGCCUUCGACUAUGACAAGGCGCCGCCACGCGGUCGUCUCGAGGGCACCAAGGACUUCACACAUGGAGAAACCUACAUUAAGUACCACGAGGAUGGAAAGGAUCAGCCUUUUGCCGUGUAGUUGGGCUUUUAUGACUUUUAACAUUUAAGUUUCCGUUUUGUUUGAUAGUAAAGCCCAUUUGUUAUAGAUUAAA
Messenger RNA from Drosophila bipectinata, 641 nucleotides. It is a transcript of the gene mRpS17, whose product is annotated as mitochondrial ribosomal protein S17. Gene Ontology annotation, molecular function: structural constituent of ribosome. Gene Ontology annotation, cellular component: ribosome; mitochondrial small ribosomal subunit. Lineage: Eukaryota; Metazoa; Arthropoda; Insecta; Diptera; Drosophilidae. The record is from RefSeq and is a predicted model, not a curated record. Gene Ontology annotation, biological process: mitochondrial translation.